Molecule: messenger RNA, 495 nt
Organism: Didymodactylos carnosus
Lineage: Eukaryota; Metazoa; Rotifera; Eurotatoria; Philodinida; Philodinidae
Source: the annotation of a GenBank genome assembly
AUGAAUGAAGAAUUUAAAGAUUAUUUAACAGCUUUGAGUGAAAAGUUAAAAUGGUUUGCACAUUUAUCACCUAAGUUUAUUCAUUUAUUUUCAAUGAAUGAUGCAAAAGAAUUACAAAAAAUAGUUCCAACUCUCGAUGAUGGUGGACUUUUAUUUUCUGAACUUCACUUAUUGAAAUUAAAAAUUUCAAAUUGUAUCGAUAUGAAUGAAGCGUGUGACUUAAUGAAAAGAAACAAUCGAUAUCCACGAGCACAAUUAGUUUUUAAAUAUUUGUUAACAAUUCCGGUAUCCAUUGCUACUAAUGAACGAUCGUUUUCGAAAUUAAAAAUUAUCAAAAAUUAUCUUAGAACAACAAUGUCGAAUGAAAGAUUAUUCCAUUUAAUGUUAUAUGCCACCGAGAAAGAUAAACUAGAUCAAUUAGAUUUAGCUGCUUUAGCUAGUGAUUGGGGUAAAAUGAAAGACAGGAGAAUUGAACUUUCGGUGUGUCAACACUAA